AUGGCAUUCCAGGCAAUUUGCAUGUUGGUUGGAGUAUUUGUCUGUUCCGUCUGUGUAAAAGGAUCUUCUCAGCCCCAAGCAAGAGUUUAUUUAACAUUUGAUGAGCUUCGAGAAACCAAGACCUCUGAAUACUUCAGCCUAUCUCACCACCCUUUGGACUAUAGGAUAUUAUUAAUGGAUGAAGAUCAGGAUCGGAUAUAUGUGGGCAGCAAAGAUCACAUUCUUUCCUUGAAUAUUAACAAUAUAAGUCAAGAAGCUUUGAGUGUUUUCUGGCCAGCGUCUACAAUCAAAGUCGAAGAGUGCAAAAUGGCUGGCAAAGAUCCCACACACGGCUGUGGGAACUUUGUCCGUGUCAUUCAGGCUUUCAACCGCACUCAUCUGUAUGUAUGUGGGAGUGGUGCUUUCAGCCCCGUCUGUACUUAUGUGAACAGAGGGAGGAGAUCAGAGGACCAAGUUUUCAUGAUUGACUCCAAGUGUGAAUCUGGAAAAGGACGCUGCUCUUUCAACCCCAAUGUGAACACAGUAUCUGUUAUGAUCAAUGAAGAACUUUUCUCUGGAAUGUAUAUAGAUUUUAUGGGGACAGAUGCUGCUAUUUUUCGAAGUUUAACUAAGAGGAAUGCAGUCAGAACUGAUCAACACAAUUCCAAAUGGCUAAGUGAACCUAUGUUUGUGGAUGCACAUGUCAUCCCAGAUGGAACUGAUCCAAACGAUGCUAAGAUUUACUUUUUCUUCAAGGAGAAGCUGACUGACAAUAGCAGAAGCACAAAACAGAUUCAUUCUAUGAUCGCUAGAAUAUGUCCUAAUGACACGGGUGGACUGCGUAGCCUUGUCAACAAGUGGACUACCUUCCUGAAAGCCAGGCUGGUGUGCUCGGUGACAGAUGAAGAUGGCCCGGAAACACACUUCGAUGAAUUAGAGGAUGUAUUUCUGCUUGAAACUGAUAAUCCAAGGACAACACUAGUGUAUGGCAUUUUUACAACAUCAAGCUCAGUUUUUAAAGGAUCAGCAGUGUGCGUGUAUCAUUUAUCUGAUAUACAGACUGUGUUUAACGGUCCUUUUGCCCACAAAGAAGGUCCAAAUCAUCAGCUGAUCUCCUAUCAGGGUAGAAUUCCAUAUCCUCGCCCUGGAACUUGCCCAGGAGGAGCAUUUACACCCAAUAUGCGAACCACCAAGGAGUUCCCAGACGAUGUGGUCACUUUCAUUCGGAACCACCCUCUCAUGUACAAUUCCAUCUACCCGAUCCACAAAAGGCCCUUGAUUGUCCGAAUAGGCACGGACUAUAAGUACACAAAGAUAGCUGUGGAUCGAGUGAACGCUGCUGAUGGUAGAUACCAUGUCCUAUUUCUUGGAACAGACCGGGGCACUGUGCAGAAGGUGGUGGUUCUUCCAACCAACAGCUCUGCCAGCAGCGAGCUCAUUCUGGAGGAGCUGGAAGUGUUUAAGAAUCAUGUUCCUAUAACAACAAUGAAAAUUUCAUCUAAAAAGCAACAGUUGUAUGUGAGUUCCAACGCAGGGGUCUCCCAAGUGUCCCUGCAUCGCUGCCACAUCUACGGCACAGCCUGCGCCGACUGCUGCCUGGCCAGGGACCCUUACUGCGCCUGGGACGGCCAUUCCUGCUCCAGGUUCUACCCAACUGGGAAGCGGAGGAGCCGAAGACAAGAUGUAAGACAUGGCAACCCAUUGACCCAAUGCAGAGGAUUUAAUCUCAAAGCCUAUAGAAAUGCAGCUGAAAUUGUUCAGUAUGGAGUCAAAAAUAACACCACUUUCCUUGAGUGUGCCCCCAAGUCUCCACAGGCAUCUAUCAAGUGGCUGUUACAGAAAGACAAAGACAGGAGGAAAGAGGUCAAGCUGAAUGAACGCAUCAUAGCCACUUCACAGGGACUCCUAAUCCGUUCCAUUCAGGAUUCUGACCAAGGACUAUACCACUGCAUUGCCACAGAAAACAGCUUCAAGCAGACCAUCGCCAAGAUCAACUUUAAAGUUCUGAAUUCUGAUAUGGUAGCCGUUGCAACAGACAAAUGGUCCCCAUGGACCUGGGCCAGCUCGGUGAGGGCUCUCUCUUUCCACCCGAAGGACCUCAUGGGGGCAUUCAGUCACUCGGAGAUGCAGAUGAUUAACCAGUACUGCAAAGACACUCGGCAGCAACAUCAACACGCAGAAGAAUCCCAAAAGAUGAGAGGGGAUUAUGGCAAGUUAAAGGCUCUUAUCAACAGCCGGAAAAGCAGAAACAGGAGGAACCAGUUGCCAGAGUCCUAA
Molecule: messenger RNA, 2256 nt
Organism: Pipistrellus nathusii (Nathusius's pipistrelle)
Lineage: Eukaryota; Metazoa; Chordata; Mammalia; Chiroptera; Vespertilionidae
Source: the annotation of a GenBank genome assembly